This is a messenger RNA of Phyllostomus discolor (pale spear-nosed bat), 3649 nucleotides long. It is a transcript of the gene THNSL2, whose product is annotated as threonine synthase like 2. NCBI's taxonomy places the organism in Eukaryota, Metazoa, Chordata, Mammalia, Chiroptera, Phyllostomidae. The transcript has 9 exons. The record is from RefSeq and is a predicted model, not a curated record. The coding region runs from base 451 to 2067 and encodes 538 amino acids. Gene Ontology annotation, biological process: 2-oxobutyrate biosynthetic process; dephosphorylation. Gene Ontology annotation, molecular function: pyridoxal phosphate binding.
GGAACACACAGGCCCAGUCAGCAUGGCUAAAGUGUAUUGAAGGCAGCAUCUCAGCACUUCUAACUACUCUUCUAGGAUUAGGCUGAAGUAAGGCACUGGUUUUCAACUAGGAUGACCUACUCUCCCAGUUUGCCUGGUACUAAGGAGUUACCUGAAACAUACAACUUUCAGUUUUAAAGUUAGAAAAGUCCCAGGAAGAGUGGGAUGGGUUAGCCAUUGUAUUCUUAACCCUGGCUGCCCAUUAGCCUCACAUAAAGAGCCUCUCAUUUAGAGAUUCUAAUUUAAUUGACUGAGGUAGGGUCCUAAGUAGACAUUUUUUUAAAGCUCCCAAGUGGAUUCUAACAAACUUAUAGAAUUGCAAACCACUAGUUUAUAGGCCACAUGGCUAAGUAACCAUUGAAGUUGGUAAUUUUUCAGCUGAAGUGGCACAUACUUCUCUCUAAAGUGUAUAUGACCAAGUGUGGUGGUAUUCUUCUUAUCCAAAGGGUUAUCAAAAUGACAAUUAUUCUCAUUGCUAUUAUCUUUCUGUGCCCAAGACCUUUCUCACCAGCAAGGACCAAGCUGUCUUUCCUAACAUGGUUUGGUACCCCUUCUUCCAAGGCUCUAAGGAUCAUGUGGUAUGUCAGCACCAGGGGGAUGGCCCCACGUGUUGACUUUGAGGGGGCCCUGUUCUCUGGCUAUGCACCUGAUGGGGGCCUCUUCAUGCCUGAGAAACUCCCCCAGCUGGACAGGGAGACCCUGUGUCGGUGGAGUGCACUCUCCUACCCUAGCCUGGUGAUGGAGCUGUGCGCCCUCUUCAUUGGUCCUGAGCUCAUUCCCAGAGAUGACUUAAAUGACCUGAUCCAUCAAGGCUUCAGCAGAUUCCGCCACAGAGAAGUGGUCCAUUUGUCCAGGUUGAGAAACGGGCUGAAUGUGUUGGAGCUGUGGCAUGGGGCCACAUAUGCGUUUAAGGACCUGUCCCUGUGCUGCACAGCACAGCUUCUGCAAUACUUCUUGGAGAAGAGAAAGAAGCACGUCACUGUCGUUGUAGGAACUUCUGGGGACACAGGGAGUGCUGCCAUUGAAAGUGUUCAAGGGGCAAAGAAUGUGGACAUCAUUGUUCUCCUGCCCAAGGGGCACUGCACAAAGAUCCAGGAGCUCCAGAUGACCACAGUGUGGAAGGAGAAUGUCCGUGUGUUUGCAGUGGAGGGAAACAGCGAUGAACUUGACAAGCCAAUCAAGGCUGUGUUUGAGGAUGUGGCUUUUGUCAAGAAGCAUAAUCUGAUGAGUCUGAAUUCAAUCAACUGGUCCCGGGUCCUUGUGCAAAUGGCUCACCACUUCUUUGCUUACUUCCAGUGUGUGCCAUCCCUAGAUGUGCACCCACUGCCUCCUGUGGAAGUGGUUGUGCCAACAGGGGCCGCUGGUAACCUUGCAGCUGGGUGCAUUGCUCAGAGGAUGGGCCUGCCCAUCCGCCUGGUUACAGCAGUGAAUUGCAAUGAUAUCAUCCAUAGGACUGUCCAGCAUGGAGACUUCUCUCUGUCUGAGACCAUCAAACCAACCCUAGCAUCAGCUAUGGACAUUCAGGUGCCCUACAACAUGGAGAGGAUCUUCUGGCUGCUAUCUGACUGCAACAGUCAGGUAACAAGAGCCCUCAUGGAGCAGUUUGAAAGGACCCAAAGUGUGCAUCUACCUAAGGAACUACAAAGCAAGCUUUCAGCAGCAGUGACAUCUGAGUCAGUGUCGGAUGAGACCAUCACCCAGACCAUGGUCCGCUGCUGGGAAGAGAACCAGUACUUGCUGUGCCCUCACUCGGCAGUGGCUGUGAGCUACCAUUACCAGAAGUUGCAUAGGCAGCCAUCCAGCACUCCCAGGUGUUGUCUGGCCCCAGCCUCUGCAGCCAAGUUCCAAGAAGCUGUCCUGACUGCUGGGCUGACCCCAGAAAUUCCCUCAGAGAUCUUAGCCCUGGAGAGAAAGGAGACACGCUGUACCCUAAUGAGGAAGAGUGACGACUGGAUGCUGAUGCUUCGGGACACAAUUGAAGACAUGAGCCAACAGUGGAGGGAUCGCUUCCUGAAUGCUGCAGAAUAGCCAGACUGGAGUUGGCGUCCUUUAGAUUUCAGACUCUGGGGUGGGGUGGCAGUGCCCUCUGUGCUAUCUUAAGCACCUUCUCCCUAUAAGUGUUGAUGUAGGAGGUUCCCAGGAGGCUGUGCAGUGGGGUCUGGAGCUAGUGGCUUUGCUCGGUUCCAUGGCUGCUUGCUCUGUGUUCUCACCUGGUGCUGUGGUACCUAGUCACCAGGAAGGCUGGACUGGUGUGCAUGGUCACUGGAGGGGCACCCCAACUGCUGGACAGUGCAGGGAGCAUCGCUGCUGCAUGGGAAAGUUUUAGGACCUGCACAGGAAGAGCUUUGGGCGCAGAGUCAACCUUGGCUCCAGGGUUUAGGACCCUAGACCCUAAAACCUUUGCAGGUGGGGCCCGUACACUCCAUUUGCACAGGUCUGAGGCUCACAGUGCCUGAGUCUGUUUAUCCAGAGGUCUGGGCCUGUCCUGUAAGAGGCUACUACCCUGUUGAAAUGUCAGAAUCUCUAGAAUACAAGUGCACGUCCAGUAUGAUGGUGACUGUAUGGCCUGUGGGCCAGGGACAGUGGCUGCUGAGGGGUGAUGGUGAUACUAUGGUGUGUCCUACAUCUACCAGUUGUUUCAGAUUGGCCUAGCAUUGAGGGGGCAGCAGAGCAGGCAGUGGGGCACAGGUGGUGGUGAACAGAGGUGAGAUGUGGGAUCACCAGGUCUAGCCAUGUGGGAAAGUGUGCUCCUCAAGGUGCGAACUGAGUCAGGUUGCCUUGUUGCUCAUAUGUUGGUUCACCUGCUCAUAUAUCAGUUUACCAGGACGUGUGACAUACCAGCAAAAAGGAGUGAUCUCUCUUGACUACUAAAUAAAGUCCAGAUGCCUAUAUUUCCAUAGGUACCAUCAGAAUCACAAUGCCCCAAGAAAUCAAAUCGUUCUUUUCUCUGAAAACAUGACUCAUGCUUUCCCCUCUCCAUGCCUCCAAACUUUCACUUGUCUGGGCCAAAGACCCACAGACUACUUGCGUUUUGGCUCCUGUGUCUUGUUUGCUGUGGGCCCUCAUUAGCCCAUCUGUAAAUAAUGAUUUUUGUAUUUGAUUCUGAGGACUUUAUUUGCAAAUAAUUUUCUUCCACAGUGCAGUAUGAUUUAUUUUCACAAAGGCGUGCUUUCUUGCUCCCACUAUUUUUAUGUUCUAGCCCUGCAUUGUCCAGUUUGGUGGCCCCUAGCCAUGUGUGACUGUUGAGUAUUUGAAAUGUGAAUAGUAUAACUAAGGAACUGAAUUUUAAAUUUUAUUUAAUUUUAAUUUACAUUUAAAUUUCAAAACUUACUUGAUUGAGUUGUUGGACACCUUUUAAGUGUGAUUGGGAAAAUGCUGGUAUGUAAAUCUACUAUUUCAGCUGUAAAUUUUAUGAAGUGCAUAAAACACAGAUAACUAUUCCUAAUGAAGUUAGAGAACUAAAUUCGAACACUGAGAUAUGUCAUAACUGUAAAAUACAUAUUCAACAUUACAGAAUUCAAAUGGAAAAAAUGUAACAUCAAAAAUUUUAUCUUGAAUACUGAUGAAGAUAAUAUUUUGGUGUUUUGGGUUAAAUAAAAUAUCAAACUGA